UGUAGUCUCAAUUGAGGAGCGGACACCGGCACCCCGCGCUCUCCUUGUUUACCACCACUUUUGCUCAACUGUGAACUGUAAUCAGAGGUCAUUUCAGCAAAAAUAAACAUCCCUUCUGAAUUCCACACCCACAGGCUGAAAUUAAAGAAGAUACAAAAAGAUCGCAAUGUUUGUGGCUGAAGAAGCUUUCCAAAGCUACAAUGAACCCUGCUCAUCGGACGUUCGUCUCGACACCACCUCUCGAGUCAAUAAUUGUCGGCCUUGUUUAACCCCAAAUUGCACUCUCCAGGGUGGCCUAACAGGACAUUUGAAUUAUGGAGAUGAUGAUGUAGACAAAUUAAGACUUGAUUCUUGUGACCUGUUGAAUCAAAAUUUACGACUUCUUCAGAUUUGCCUACUAUCUCAAGUAAAAGAGCUUGCAGAUGAUAAUAAGUCAUCUUUGCAGUUCCAAUUCACACCAGACUGCUUUUCAGUACAGAACCCUGAAGCGACUGGUCACGUUUUUCAUCUCUUGUGUCAAUGUUAUGACUAUAAAGAAGCUGAAGUAAGAUUCAGAGAUGUUUGGCCCAUCUACGAUAAGAAAACGGAUAGUCUGUUUCGUCGAGUCAUCUCAAACUGGUUAAAGGAAAUUAUUCCGAGGCAUUCGCAGUUUUUUGUCGAAGUCAAACUAGAAGCGCUGGGAUCUUUGCUGGUGAAUCCUAUUAGAGAUCGUUUCACACAAUUGAUUGAAUGUUUUGUAGAUCUUGUGUUAUCACGUACCAUGAGUGGUGGCAUGACCCUAUCUCCAGAAUGUUCUCCAGUGUAUAACCGGCCAAAGUACUUUAGCAACUCCUUCGUUACGUCCCGACAGAUAUUAUUUCUUAGGCACCAGACUUCAAUUCUUGUUAAGAAUACAACUAUAAUUCGUAACCAAAUGCUAAAAGCAAGCAUAAAUGCACAGAAGAGACAAGUGAAGCUACUUGAACGUAAACGGUCGUUUGAAUUAGAAGUUGAAAAGAAAUCGAGACAAAUUGAAUACUGUAAACAAAAAUUUCCGGAACUAAAUUCUACCAAUGAUUUCCAGUACUCGCCCUCAUCCUGUAUUGAAACACUAGGACGAUUACUUUCACGACAGAGUGACACGUUUUCUCAGGCGAUGAAAGGAAUAGAUAGUUUGUUUUCAACGCAAUUAGACAGUGUUGCCCACCUAAGAGAAGACGUGAAAAAACAAUUUGACCGAUACAAAAGUUUCUGGUAUAUAAUUGGGCGGCCGACUCAGGAAUUAAAUGUGCUGGAUGUAGAUCAAUUAUAUAUUUCAACAUCUCUGCCCAAACCAUGGAGUAUUCAAGAUUAUGUUGAUACUAUAGUCACCGUGACUAAAAAGUUUUUGGACGAUGAUCGACUGAGAGAACCUGUACCACCAGAUUUGCUGCUUAAAUUCAAAAAGUCAAACUUAAAAUUUAAUAGUUUAAAGUUGUGUUGGAAGCCUAUAGAAGCCCAGAGGCUUGCAAUUAAAACACAAUUCUCAGAGUGUGAUUUGAAUAGGCUACUCAAUGACGCGAAAUCCAAUUUUGUGGAUGUAGAUUGGAGUAUUCUUUCUAAGGUCAAUAUUCCCACAUUGAACAAGUCAAUGCUUAUAACUCCUACAAAGGAAACAAAAUUAGUUGGAAUAAGUGGUUACACUCCAAGAAUUUUAAAUUUUCUACAACCAACUAUAAGUAAAGGUCAUACUUCUACACCUGUGAAAAUUUUAUCACCGAACCCAAUUUCUCAACGGAUGUAUACUUCGUCUCCCUUUAAUGAUAUUACUAAUCAAACAAACAACCCACAUAAUGACGUUAACUUAUCGGUGGUUGGUGAAAUAGUGGCUAACUCAGUCCCCACUCCAAGGGAAACACAACCCCCAAUAUCCCCCGUUCCUAGUGUUGAUUUGAAUCCUAAAAAACCACCACUGCCAAACCUUCGAUUGAGCCGCCCACCUUCUAGGUCUAACCAGAAAUCCUCAACAGAAGUUAUCUUAUCACCCCCCAAACACGACACGAGCAUCAAUAAUACAGUUGUUAUGAAUGAAGAUCCAGUUGUAGAUCAUGAUGAUAAUGAUUCAGAGUUAUGCACUCCAGAAACUGAAGCCAGACUUGCAAAACUUUUGAAUUCCUUAUGCAUGACACCAACCGCUUCAGCAAACUCAAGUGUUACUGAGUUACAGUUUACGUGCAAUACUUCGUUCGGUGGAAAUCCUAAUUCACGACGUUCAAGUUUAGCCCUUCAAGUCAGAACAUCUUUAUCGUCUUCCAACCUUACUCAACCAGAAGUCAAUAAGUCGUCCUUAAUACAAAAUUGGUCUGAUGACAAAGGAAUAAUGGAGAUGAGCUUUAACAGUUCAUGGGCAAAGGAUAUGAGCGAUGAUGAAUGACAUUGUAAAUUUAAAUGUAAGAUUCUGCCAUACUUUGUAUUUUCUAAUUUACAGGUUUCCAUUUUUCAUACUUGUAAUUUACAUAUAUUUAAUUAUCGGGAACAACCGUUUGCGAUUGCUUUCAAUGUUCGUUAACAUUAUAAACAUUUAAUCUCCAGUUUUAUAACGUAGAUAUUCAAAUUUUUAUUGUCGUUCAAGUUCGCAAUUACUUAUACUAUACAUGUACAAUUAUUAUAAUUUUAGUUCAAAUGUCUUUACAAUUUUUAUAUUGUCGGUUCGUGAGCGCCAUGCAAAUAAUAAUCUCAAAGUUCCAAAAUUUA
Molecule: messenger RNA, 2712 nt
Organism: Folsomia candida
Lineage: Eukaryota; Metazoa; Arthropoda; Collembola; Entomobryomorpha; Isotomidae
Gene: dgt6
Exons: 10
Coding region: 167-2392 (741 amino acids)
Biological process (GO): spindle assembly
Cellular component (GO): HAUS complex; mitotic spindle microtubule
Molecular function (GO): microtubule binding
Source: RefSeq, a predicted model, not a curated record